AUGCCGGCUCUUCGGGCAGCUUCAUCACAGAAACGAAGCCAGCGAGGAUAUAAACUUAACUGCAAGUGUGAUAGAAAAGGGAAAGCUCGGUCUAGGAUUGGAACCUGCUCGGGAACUUUCGGGCUCCGCGGGCACCAACUGGAAGGACCCGUCCCCCACAGGCGCUCCCACGAGACUGACCUGCACCCGCUGCUGCAGCCGGACGCGCCCGUCCCCAAUGCACCUCCCGCGCGGUGGCAGCGCAAAGCCAAGGAAGCCCCAGGGCCGGCCCCCUCACCCAUGCGGGCCGCCAACAGAUCCCACAGCGCCGGCAGGACUCCGGGCCGAACUCCUGGCAAAUCCAGUUCUAAGGUUCAGACCACUCCUAGCAAACCCGGCGGUGACCGCUACAUGCCCCAUCGCAGUGCUUCCCGGAUGGAGGUGGCCAGCUUCCUCCCGAGCAAGGAGCACCAGCCUGAAGACAACCAGACGCCCACCAAGGGGGAACAUCGGAAAGCCUGGCCUUUGAACCUGAACGGUUUUGAUGUGGAGGAAGCCAAGAUCCUUCUGCUCUGUGGAAAACCACAAAAUGCCCCAGAAGGUUACCAGAACAGACUGAAAGUGCUCUAUAGCCAGAAGGCCACACCUGGCUCCAGCCGGAAGACCUGCCGUCACAUUCCUUCCUUGCCAGACCGUAUCCUGGAUGCCCCUGAAAUCCGAAACCACUACUGCCUGAACCUUAUGGAUUGGAGCUCUGGGGAUGUACUGGCUGUGGCGCUGGAUAACAGUGUGUACUUGUGGAGUGCAAGUUCUGGUGACAUCCUGCAGUUAUUGCAAAUGGAACAGCCUGGGGAAUAUGUUUCCUCUGUGGCCUGGAUCAAAGAGGGCAACUACUUGGCUGUGGGCACCAGCAGUGGGGAGGUGCAGCUAUAUGUGCAACAGCAGAAACGGCUUCGAAAUAUGACCAGUCACUCUGCCCAAGUGGGCUCCCUAAGUUGGAACAGCUACAUCCUGUCCAGUGGCUCACGCUCCGGCCACAUCCACCACCAUGAUGUUCGGGUAGCAGAACAUCAUGUGGCCACACUGAGUGGCCAUAGCCAGGAAGUAUGUGGGCUGCGCUGGGGUCCAGAUGGACGACAUUGGGCCAGUGGUGGCAAUGAUAACUUGGUCAAUGUGUGGCCUAGUGCUCCUGGAGAGGGUGGCUGGGUUCCCCUGCAAACACUCACCCAGCGUCAAGGGGCUGUGAAGGCUGUAGCGUGGUGUCCCUGGCAAUCCAGUGUCCUAGCAACAGGAGGGGACACCAGUGAUCGACACAUUCACAUCUGGAACGUCUGUCCUGGGGCCUGUCUGAGUGCCGUGGAUGCCCAUUCCCAGGUGUGCUCCAUCCUCUGGUCUCCCCACUACAAGGAGCUCAUCUCAGGCCACGGCUUUGCCCAGAAUCAGCUGGUUAUUGGGAAGUACCCAACCAUGGCCAAGGUGGCUGAGCUCAAAGGUCACACGUCCCAUAUCUUGAGUCUGACCCUGAGCCCAGAUGGGGCCACUGUGGCAUCAGCAGCAGCGGAUGAGACCCUGAAGCUAUGGCGCUGAUUUGAGUUGGACCCUGCACGCCGGCGGGAGCAGGAGAAGGCUAGUGCGGCCAAAAGCAGUCUCAUCCACCAAGACAUCCCAAGGAGGGGUGGAAAGAACCCCCACGUACAGCUGGGGUCGGAGGAGGAGGCUCCCGAGCACGGGGGAGCGGCCGUGGUGUGCGGGAGGCCGCGCGCAGGACCGCGAUGGCCGGCGCGUCAGAGCCCCGGCUGGAGCCAGGGCAAAGCGCGGGAGCGGGAUUCGUGUGCGGGGAAGGAGACGGCUGUGGGCGGCGAGGACGUCAGGGCAGUCAAGGCUUCAUGUCCUCCCCGCCCCCAGCCUCCCGUGGGCCCUGAAGCGAGUCAGCUCCCCAAGUCGGAUCGGUUCAGAACCCAGAGGGACUUCUCCCUGCAGGGAAAAGGCAAGCGAGAGCCCCAGCAUCCGCCGCCCCGCCGUGGCCUCCUGCGGCCUCCGGGCGCGGGCCCAGCUAGGGAGCUCCCCAGAGCGCACUGCCGAGCUGCCCCAGGACAGAGCCCACCUGCGCCUGUGGCCGUGCCCCUGCUUGUCUGCACCAUCUUGGAACCAGAGCCACUGCGAGCAUGGCUGAGACAAAGUGGUGCCCUGCCCCUGGGGGCCUGGAUCCUCGAAGUAUUGAAGCAGUCAGGUCCCAGGCACUACGGCUAUAGCAGCACCCUGGUCCCCAGCGACCUCAGGCCACCAGCACACCAGCGCUGGAGGCCCUGCCAUGUCACAGGGAGGCAGCACCCAUCCCCUGGGGUUCCGGGUCUCUGGCAUACCAGAGCGGUCGCACCUUCCAGCACCACCGCUGACAUUGCACCUACCCCCCGAAAUCUGGAGGCUCCACUGUGUGUGGCCAUGCUUUCCGGGGCUAAGCAGACGUGA
Lemur catta (Ring-tailed lemur) is the source of this 2448-nucleotide messenger RNA. RefSeq names its product cell division cycle protein 20 homolog. Gene Ontology annotation, molecular function: ubiquitin ligase activator activity; protein binding; anaphase-promoting complex binding. The record is from RefSeq and is a predicted model, not a curated record. Gene Ontology annotation, cellular component: anaphase-promoting complex. Gene Ontology annotation, biological process: anaphase-promoting complex-dependent catabolic process; positive regulation of anaphase-promoting complex-dependent catabolic process; positive regulation of ubiquitin protein ligase activity. Lineage: Eukaryota; Metazoa; Chordata; Mammalia; Primates; Lemuridae.